Messenger RNA from Oppiella nova, 487 nucleotides. NCBI's taxonomy places the organism in Eukaryota, Metazoa, Arthropoda, Arachnida, Sarcoptiformes, Oppiidae. The record is from the annotation of a GenBank genome assembly.
UUAUUUGUUAUUAUAGGACGACGAGGCGGACGGUAUGUAUUUCGUUCAGGAGGGCAUCGUUAGGAUCAUCAAAAUUACUGAAGAAGGACACGAACAGGAAUUAUCGCGUUUAGAAAAAGGCGGAUAUUUUGGUGAAUUAGCACUCAUUACACACCGGCCCAGAGCUGCAUCAGCCUAUGCUCUAAGUGCUGAAGUGAAGUUGGCCUUCCUGGACGUGCAUGCAUUUGAGCGUCUCUUGGGUCCGGUGAUGGACAUAAUGAAGAGGAACUUUAACCACUAUGAGGACCAAUUGGUCAAAAUAUUUGGGUCCAAAUCAAAUGUGGCCGACUUGCGAUGACUGCACGUGUGAGCCGUUCAUGAUAGGGAUUGUGAGGGAAUCCCUUUGGUGGUGGACAGUGGGACAGUGGUCUCGAUGGCAGACUUAUUGCACAAUUAAUUGAAUUCUUCCCCUAAUUUGAGAUAAUUUCCAGUUAAAGGUGUUUUGCAG